ACCAUUACUUUUUAUGUCCUUUCUAUUUGGUCAUAGUAGGAAUCUUCUUUGCAUUUGGCGUCGACGUCCCUACCCAUACACACCCUGUAUUGUAAUGUCUUAUAAAACUAUUAACCUAUGAACCUCAACAAUACUGACAAUUGUAUGCCUGUGUCACUUGCUUGCAUAAAUAAGAACAGCUUUUGCACAAGUUACCCUAUUAUUAUUAAUCUUUCACUCUUGGAUUUUUGGGAUUGGGACAAUGAAAACCCGGAGAGGAAAACGUUCUGAGACCUUUUGGCCCUCCAUUGUAAUGAAAAAAUGGCUAAAUAUUAAGCCAAAGGUGUAUGAUUUUAGUGAGGAUGAAGUUGACACAGAAACAGAGAGCGAGGAUGAUGCUUACUCUGUCAAAGAUGAAGGAAUUCAUGUUGGUGAGGAUCAUGCCUUUAGAACCCAUUGGGAACAAUGCAAAUUCCCAAUUCAAACUUCAGGGACAAAUUCGAAAGGCUAUUUGCAAAGACACAAGAGAGGGAAAUCAGAAACUCUGCGUGCUCAAUAUAUAAAUGCAAAAGAAGUGAGGGUGACAGUAGGCACUUGGAAUGUUGCUGGAAGACUUCCAUAUGAGGACCUUGAGAUUGAGGAGUGGCUUUCUAUGAAAGAACCAGCCGAUAUUUAUAUCCUUGGUUUCCAAGAGGUGGUCCCUUUAAAUGCUGGGAAUGUGCUGGGAGCAGAGACUAGAAGGCCAAUCCCAAUGUGGGAGGCUAUCAUUCGCGGGACCUUGAACAAGACAUUGGAGCCUGAAACCAAACACAAAAGCUAUAGUGCCCCACCCUCUCCAGUGUUGAGGACUUCUUCUGCCGCUGAUACACUUGCUGAUGCGGUUGAUACUGCCGCUUCGUAUAUGAUGGUUGAGGAAUCUGUAGACACUAUUAAUGUUAGUGACAGUCUGACGAUUGGCAUGGGGAAGAACCACCAAGUAAAGAGAAUAUAUGGCAUUGAUAGUGACAUUAGAUUGGACUGGCCUGAACGUUCAUUGGACACAACACCUCAAGUUCUUUCUUCUGGUCUGAAAUUGCGGAGAGUAUUGAGCAGUUCUGCGAGAGUUGGUUCUGUCUGGAUGGAGCAGCCUCUGACUUCCAGUCCUCAGAAUAUUGGAUUCUAUGAUGGUGGAUUGAAAAGGGUGCAUCGUAGCUCUGGAAACUUAGGCUUAAUCUGGAUGGAUCAGCAAGAUGGGCCUGAAGUUCUUGAUUCUGUCUCCGACGAAUUUUCUGAUGAUGAAGAUGACUCUUUUCGAGAAAUACCAGUGGUCAAAGAUGAAAUCCCCAUUUCAAAAAAUGGAGUAAAUUCACAUCCUAUGUAUGUGAGAAUCGUCAGUAAGCAGAUGGUAGGGAUAUAUGUGUCAGUUUGGGUCCGUAGGAGAUUGAGGAGACAUAUAAACAACUUGAAAGUCUCCCCUGUUGGAAUUGGGCUUAUGGGCUACAUGGGCAACAAGGGAUCGGUUUCUGUCAGCAUGUCUUUGUUUCAAACUCGCCUAUGCUUUGUUUGUUCUCAUUUGACCUCUGGUCAAAAGGAUGGGUAUGAACAGAGGCGUAAUUCGGAUGUGUAUGAGAUCCUAAGACGUACACUUUUCUCACCUAUCUUUGACACUGAUCAACCACAGACAAUUCCAUCUCAUGAUCAAGUAUUCUGGUUUGGGGAUUUGAAUUAUCGUAUCAAUAUGUUGGACACAGAGGUAAGGAAGCUUGUUGCAGAGAAGCAGUGGGAUGAACUUCUCAACAGCGAUCAGCUAAGCAAAGAACUCAGAAGUGGGCAUGUGUUUGAUGGAUGGAAGGAGGGGAUGAUAGACUUUGCACCCACUUACAAAUAUGAAAUCAACUCUGAUAGAUAUGUUGGUGAAAACCCAAAAGAAGGGGAGAAGAAGAGAUCCCCCGCAUGGUGUGAUCGUAUAUUGUGGAUAGGAAAAGGCAUUAAACAAAUUUCAUACAAGCGAGCAGAGAUAAGGCUCUCAGAUCAUCGGCCUGUCAGUUCAACAUUCUUGGUUCAAGUUGAAGUCUUUGAUCAUCGGAAGCUGCAUAGGGCACUCAAUUUCACAAGUGCAGUAGUACAUCCUGAGAUUUUCCUAGGUGAAGAGGGAGAGUCAGAACUUUAGCAGAUAGCUUGCAAGCAAGCUUAACAAUGGGUUGUUGGUACUCACAAGCAAGAAGCGCAAAUUCUUUUAAAGCUGGAAGAUGUUAGUUUAUACAACAAAGGAUUUUAGGUUCCUUUUGGUUUUUGCUUAGAUCCCACACGCAACCAUGUAGAAUCGAACUUUGUUUAUGUAGUUUUGAGUAGAGUUUGUGAGAUUUAUGGUUUUAAUUAGUUUUAAGGUGUGACACAUAGCCAAACAUAAAAAAAAAAAUUAGAAAGAGUUAUGGGUCUGUAAGUAAUGUGGUAUAUCUUUGUAUUUUUUGCUCUAUCUUGAAGGAGGAAUUUGUAAAUAUCUAUGGGGAAUAUAUAUAUUUA
Molecule: messenger RNA, 2481 nt
Organism: Ilex paraguariensis (yerba mate)
Lineage: Eukaryota; Viridiplantae; Streptophyta; Magnoliopsida; Aquifoliales; Aquifoliaceae
Source: the annotation of a GenBank genome assembly